UUCUUCAUGUAGUCAUUUUUAUAUCAAUACCGACUAAAGUUCAACAGAAAAUAAAUAUCUCUUGAAGAUUAAUUUAUGCACUAAACCUAAUCCAAUCCACCAGGUAAACCGGGUCCGGGAGCAUCUGUAAGAUCAAAGUCGUAUAGUUUACAUUCAAGAAACACCAUAAAAAUGUUUUCUGUUGUACGGCCGCCAUCUACAAUGACAUCAAUGGUUCUUCCAAAUCUGUACAUCACAAACCGCAAUAUCUGGAAACCCACUAACUACAAGUUAACAUUUUCCCAUUUAGCCACAAAAUAUCGUACUAUUUGCUGCACAAAUACGUCUUCGUGGGACCCACCACCACCUGUUACAUAUGCCCUAAAAGAUGAUAGCACCAAAGGCGAGUUUUUGACUAGUUCUACCACCUUAUUUGAAACCCUCGAUUCUGAUCAAACUAAAACAGCCGAGUCUUUGACAACAGAUACCAAAAGGGUCACAAAAGUUGGAUACAUUAGAUGGCCUCUUUGGCUAAUGGGCCCGUCUAUUCUUCUGGCCACGGGAAUGGUCCCCACCCUUUGGUUACCAGUUUCUUCCAUCUUUUUAGGACCAAACAUAGCCAGCCUUUUGUCAUUGACCGGACUUGACUGCGUAUUCAACCUGGGUGCAUCGUUGUUCCUGCUCAUGGCAGACGCAUGCUCACGUCCAAAGGAUGUCACCCUAGAGCCAUGUUAUAGUCAAGCCCCUUUCAACUACAGGUUCUGGAACAUGGUUGCAACUGUAUCCGGUCUUAUCGUUCCUUUAACAAUGUUGUUUGGUUCUCAUAACGGACUUUUUCAACCUCAACUCCCAACAAUUUCCUUUGCAAUUCUUUUGGGCCCCUAUCUUUUGCUUCUUGCAGUACAAAUGCUAACUGAGAUGCUGACGUGGCACUGGGAGUCACCUGUUUGGCUUGUGACUCCCAUUGUGUAUGAAACAUACCGUGUUUUGCAGUUGAUGAGAGGUUUGAAGCUUGGUUCUGAGCUUGGGGCACCUGCCUGGACGGUUCAUACAAUUAGGGGUCUGGUGUGCUGGUGGGUGCUUGUUCUUGGGGUGCAGGUCAUGAGGGUUGCUUGGUAUGCAGGAUUCACCGCUCACCUUCAUAAAAACGAGUCAUUGAGUUCUAGUGAAAUGGGAGCUGUUUCGGGUUGAUGCUGAUUACUGAAAGGUUUAAACUUUAAUUCAUUUAAAGACCCUAGUACCAUUUGGUAUUGUAUAUAAAGUCCGACAAUAAGCUUUAAUUGGUACAAGCUUUUAGCGACAUUAUGCAACUUCUUAGAAAAAGAUGGCAAUCACUGUAUAAAUUUACUGCAAAAAUCGUCUAAUUUACCUGUGUCUUUUCGAAUUUAUAUCAUUGUAUACUGACUUCAUAUAUUAUUGGGUGUUUGGAUCAUUGGAUGUGAUGCAGACCGCAGUGAUCAGAAAAUCCGAUUCCUAUUUGAUAGACCAGUUAGAAAUUA
Messenger RNA from Erigeron canadensis, 1478 nucleotides. RefSeq lists its product as uncharacterized. The transcript is spliced from 2 exons. The record is from RefSeq and is a predicted model, not a curated record. Lineage: Eukaryota; Viridiplantae; Streptophyta; Magnoliopsida; Asterales; Asteraceae. The coding region runs from base 172 to 1170 and encodes 332 amino acids.